Tympanuchus pallidicinctus (lesser prairie-chicken) is the source of this 3547-nucleotide messenger RNA. RefSeq lists its product as uncharacterized. Gene Ontology annotation, molecular function: RNA-DNA hybrid ribonuclease activity; nucleic acid binding. NCBI's taxonomy places the organism in Eukaryota, Metazoa, Chordata, Aves, Galliformes, Phasianidae. The transcript has 2 exons. Gene Ontology annotation, biological process: DNA integration. Bases 1 to 3054 code for a protein of 1017 amino acids. The record is from RefSeq and is a predicted model, not a curated record.
AUGCCCUCGAGUCACCAAGGGACAAAAUCAAUUUAUAUUCAUGGGGUGACAGGAGGUUCCCAAGAACUGACUAUGUUGGAGGCCGAAAUCAGCCUCACUGGUGAAGACUGGCAAAAGCACCCUAUUGUUACUGGCCCAGGGGCUCCAUGUAUACUUGGUAUUGAUUACCUCAAAAGGGGAUAUUUUAAGGAUCCCAAAGGGUAUCGAUGGGCCUUUGGAAUAGCUGCUGUAGACACAGAAGGUGCUAAGCAGUUAUCUGCUUUGCCUGGCCUAUCAGAAGAUCCGUCUGUUGUGGGGUUGCUACGAGUAGAAGAGCAACAGGUACCGAUAGCUACAAAAACGGUGCACAGACGGCAGUACCGCACCAACAGGGAUUCCUUGCUCCCCAUUCAGAAGUUAAUUCAUCAAUUAGAGAACCAGGGAGUGAUCAGCAAAACUCACUCGCCUUUUAACAGCCCCAUAUGGCCAGUGCGUAAAGCCAGUGGAGAAUGGAGGCUGACGGUGGACUACCGUGGCCUGAAUGAAGUCACACCCUCAUGGAGUGCUGCUGUGCCAGAUAUGUUAGAACUCCAAUACGAACUGGAGUCAAAAGCAGCUAAGUGGUAUGCCACCAUUGACAUUGCUAAUGCCUUUUUCUCCAUUCCUUUGGCCAAAGAAUGUAGGCCACAGUUUGCUUUCACAUGGAGGGGCAUUCAGUAUACCUGGAACCGUUUGCCCCAGGGGUGGAAACACAGCCCGACCAUUUGCCAUGGGUUGAUCCAAGCUGCACUGGAACAGGGAGGUGCUCCUGAGCACCUGCAGUACAUUGAUGACAUCAUUGUGUGGGGCAACACAGCAAAGGAAGUUUUUGAGAAAGGAGAGCAAAUAAUCCAGAUCCUUCUCCGUGCUGGUUUUGCUAUUAAGCGAAGCAAAGUGAAAGGACCUGCCCAGGAGAUUCAGUUCCUAGGCAUAAAGUGGCAAGAUGGCCGUCGUCACAUCCCAACAGAUGUGAUUGACAAAAUCACUGCCAUGUCUUCCCCCACUAAUAAGAAAGAGACACAAUCGUUUCUGGGCGUAGUGGGUUUUUGGAGAAUGCAUGUUCCAAACUACAGCCUCAUUGUAAGCCCACUUUAUCAGGUGACACGGAAGAAGAAUGAUUUUGUGUGGGGUCCUGAGCAGCAGCAGGCUUUUGAGCAGAUUAAACAGGAGAUAGCCCGUGCUGUGGCCCUGGGGCCAGUACGGAUAGAACAGGAUGUGAAGAACAUCCUCUACACUGCUGCUGGAGAGAAAGGCCCCACUUGGAGUUUGUGGCAAAGAGCAUCAGGAGAGACCCGAGGCCGACCCUUGGGAUUCUGGAGUCGAGCCUACAGGGGGUCGGAGGAGGGCUACACUCCAACUGAGAAGGAGAUCUUAGCUGCAUAUGAGGGGGUUCGGGCUGCUUCCGAAGUAGUCGGUACUGAAACACAGCUCCUUCUGGCACCUCGACUGCCAGUGUUGAACUGGAUGUUCAAGGGAAAGGUUCCUUCCACCCAUCAUGCCACUGAUGCCACUUGGAGUAAGUGGAUUGCACUGAUUACACAACGAGCACGGAUAGGGAACCUCAGCCGUCCAGGAAUCCUAGAGGUCAUCAUGGACUGGCCUGAAGGUAAAAAGUUUGGAACACCACCAGCAGAGGAAGUAUCACGUGCUAAAGAAGCCCCACCAUACAAUGAACUACCAGAGAAUGAAAAGAAAUAUGCCCUAUUCACAGAUGGAUCGUGUCGUAUUGUGGGAAAGCAUCGCAGAUGGAAAUCUGCUGUGUGGAGCCCCACACGACAAGUUGCAGAGGCCACUGAAGGGAAAGGAGAAUCAAGCCAAUUUGCAGAGGUAAAGGCUGUCCAACUGGCUUUAGAUGUUGCUGAACGGGAGAGGUGGCCAAUGCUCUAUCUCUACACUGACUCAUGGAUGGUAGCAAAUGCCUUAUGGGGGUGGUUACAGCAGUGGGAGCAAAAUAACUGGCAAAGAAAGGGCAAGCCUAUUUGGGCUGCUGACCUAUGGAAAGAUAUUGCUACCCGAACAAAAAAUAUGGUUAUAAAGGUGCGUCAUGUAGAUGCUCAUGUGCCCAAGAGUAGAGCUACAGAAGAUCAGCGAAAUAACCAUCAGGUAGACCAAGCUGCCAGAAUUGAGGUGGCUCAAAUAGACCUGGACUGGCAGAACAAGGGUGAAUUAUUUCUAGCUCGGUGGGCCCAUGAGACCUCAGGUCAUCAAGGAAGAGACGCAACAUACAAAUGGGCCAGAGACCGAGGGGUGGACUUAACUAUGGAUGCCAUUGUACAAAUCAUUCAUGACUGUGAUACAUGCGCCACAAUUAAACAAGCUAAGAGGAUGAAACCUCUCUGGGAGGAAGGGCGAUGGCAAAAGUACAAAUAUGGGGAGGCAUGGCAGGUUGAUUAUAUCACCUUGCCACGAUCUCGCAAUGGUAAGCAUUAUGUGCUCACCAUGGUGGAGGCAACAACCGGGUGGCUUGAAACAUAUGCAGUACCCCAUGCUACCGCCCGAAACACCAUAUUAGGUCUGGAGAGGCAAAUCCUGUGGCGACAUGGCACCCCAGAAAGGAUUGAGUCAGAUAAUGGGACUCAUUUUAAAAAUUCACUUGUGGAUACUUGGGCCAGAGAACAUGGCAUCGAGUGGAUUUAUCAUAUCCCCUAUCAUGCACCAGCCUCUGGUAAGAUCGAACGCUACAACGGGUUGUUAAAAACCAUGUUGAAAGCAAUGGGUGGCGGAACAUUUAAACACUGGGAGAAGCACUUGGCAGAAGCCACCUGGCUGGUUAACACCAGAGGAUCAAUCAGUCGAGAUGGUCCUACCCAAUCCAGCUCCCUACAUAUUGUAGAGGGAGAUAAGGUCCCUGUAGUACAUGUAAAGAACAUGUUAGGAAAAGCAGUUUGGGUUUUUCCUCCUUCUGGGAAGGGCAAACCUCUUCGCGGAACUGUCUUUGCCCAGGGACCUGGGUCCACCUGGUGGGUGAUGCAGAAAAACGGGGAUGUUCAGUGUGUACCACAAGGGAAUUUGAUGUUGGGGGAGUGCAGUCUGUAAUCCCAUGUGUUAAGCAUGAUGUAGUGAUGUAGAAUAAGGGGUGGAAUGUCAUGGUUUUAUGAUUUUUGGUCAUCAGUAUUCCACACCAUAACAUCAUGUAAUGCACUGGGGGUGGGGUUUGAUAUCUGCCGAAUGUUCGUCCGUCGGAGAAGAACUACAUUUCCCCAGGAGGCUUUGCGGUCAGCAAGGGGAUAUAACUCCAUGCAAGGUCACCUGAGCCUUCUUCUUCGCCUGCGCUUCGCUGUCUGCGCUUCGCUGUCUGCGCUUCGCUAUCUGCGCUUCGCCGCCUGCGCUUCGCCGCCUGCGUUUCGCCAUCUGCACUUCGCCGUCUGUACUUCAGUCACUCAACUGGACUGCACUUCUCACCCCAGGAUUGUGGUGAGGUCUAUACAAUUCAAACAGACUCUCUCUCUCUCUCUCUUUGUAACUCUCUCUCUCUCUCUCUUUGUAGUUUACUAAUACUAUAUUUAGUAAAAUCAUUUGUUCCACCUCA